Molecule: messenger RNA, 1422 nt
Organism: Moesziomyces antarcticus
Lineage: Eukaryota; Fungi; Basidiomycota; Ustilaginomycetes; Ustilaginales; Ustilaginaceae
Exons: 1
Coding region: 1-1422 (473 amino acids)
Biological process (GO): mRNA processing
Cellular component (GO): mitochondrion
Source: RefSeq, a predicted model, not a curated record
AUGCGCGGCCGUUCGAUUCACGCGCGCUCGCUGCUGAGGCAGCUCGGCACACACAAGAGCACGGCGCCAGCACUCUCCGCCGCCGCAUCUGCCAUCAGCACCUCUUCGGCGUCGGCUCGCGGCUUCAUCUCGAGCUGCGGCCCGCGCUCCACGCGCUCGUCGUCGCGUCGAGUGUCGUCAUCGGUGCUCUCGUCUUCCAAGUCGUCCGGAAACGCAUCGGCACCAGGCAAUGCAGGAGGAUCGUCGUCGUCGGGCAACAGCGGCUCGGCCGCUUCGUCGUCCUCGGCCGCCUCGAAAGGCGCGACCGCCGAUAAGCACAUGGCAUCGGGCACGGCUUCGCCGCUGGUCAAAGUCAAGUCGAACGGCCUGCGCCUCGCCAAGGCCGGUGUCAACCCUGCCAACCCACCACCAUCGACGCUCGCGAGCGUGGCGUGGGAGAGCUUCUUCACCAACGAACGCCCGCUUCUGCAGCACGAGAUGCUGCCGCCGCGCCCCAAGCGUGCCGGUGGCUUUGGAUCAUCGACGUCGCCAUCGGGCGGCUCUCUCACUGCCAUCUUUACUACGGACGGAUCGCUCGCCACGUUUGGUAACUUUUCGGGCGAGUCGCAGCCGCAGUGGAGGCGCAGGAUGCGCACCAUCGCACCGGAGCGAUUUGGCGAGCUGAUCGACGGCCUGGCAGGCAUCGAGGCUGAGACGAAUGUGGCAGCCAACAACGGCGGUGCUACGCGAUGGCUCGUGUCGAGCUUCCACCCAGAGUCGGAUCGGGUGGCGGUGGAGUCGGCCAAGCUGGAGGAGGAGGAGAGGAUGCGCGAAGAGGAGGAGGAGGCGGUGCAGAAUGCGCUGGACCGCGGCGAGGAUCCCGAGACGGCGCGCAAGCUGGGAGCCGAGGCGGAUCUGAUCAUCCUGGGCGAGCCGCACGGUCCGUCGGCCGAGUGGUCGCGCGGCGUGGCGACGUACCUGGCGGAGAAGGGCCGAGCGUACGAGGCGCCGGCUGCACCCGUGGCUGGUGAAGCGGAGGGCGAAGCGAUCGGCGAGCUGGAGGCGCGCUCGGUGGCUGGGCCGCACGUGGCCAACAGCGUGUUUUUCACGGACGACGACCCGAACCUGAUGCUGUCGCAUGCGUUGGUGCAGACGACGCUGCCGCUGGCGCUCAAGUGGGACAAGCUGGUGGCGCAGAUGGAUGCGGUGGCGCUGGACGACCCCUCGCGCAUGGACGCGGUGGUGGAUACGACCAAGCUGGAUGCGGAGCUGGAGCCGUCUUUGGGGCGCGCAGGCAAGCGCGUCAAGGUGAGCCCGCUGCUGGAGGCGCACAACAUCAUGAUGGACAGCGUGCGCAGGAAGCGCAGGAAGAAGAUCCGCAAGCACAAGUACAAGAAGCUGCGCAAGACGCAGCGUGCCGAGCGCCAGCGCAUGAAGAAGUAG